CGCGGCCAGCUUCGACAUCGUGGGGGGAUGGCGGGCGGGGACAAGGAGCGGUGGCGCCGGGCCGCGCGAGAGAAGACCAAUUAUGGCCGGGCGCACGCGUCCCGAUCAUGUCUCUUGCGCGCCCCCGCCAUCGCGCCGCGGCCUCCUCCCCUGCGCGGCACCUCAGCGCGAGCGCGGCGCGCCAUGGCGAGCUGCAGGCGCGCAUCCGCGGCCUCAUGCGCGACACCGCGCAGCCCGUUGCUGUCGUCACUGCUAUCAUGCCCUCGGGCUCCUCUCCCUCGUCAGCGUCCUCCGCCUCCACGUCCGUCCUCCCCGUCUACCACGGCGCCACGCUCUCCUCCUUUACCUCCAUCGCCAUGGACCCGCACCCGCUCAUUGCCUUUGCGCUUCGCCUGCCCUCACGCAUGUCGACCGCGCUCAAGGCCGCGAGCAAGGACUGGGACGCCGGCGGCGCACACAUGGUCGUGAACCUGCUCUCCGCGGCGCAGCAGUCGCUCGCGCGCAAGUUCGCUAGGCCCGACUUGUACCACGACCCCUUCGGCUCGACGCACUACCGCCUGAACGCAGACGGGAUCCCCAUACUGGACGGCUCGCUCGGCGCGCUUACAUGUCGGCUCGUCUCCGCUGCGGUGCCGCUGUAUGACAGGGCGUACUUGAAGGCGCUGGGGGUGGACGAGCCGCCAGAGGCGGUGAUCCCGAAGCUGCAGAGUGGGGGAGUGAUCUCGGAGCUGUUUGUGGCUGAGGUGUUGAGAGUGGAGGAGUCUACGGCGUUGUAUGAGGGUCAGGACGACUUGCAGUCCCUUCCGCUGCUAUAUCACCGACAAGCGUUCACGACGAUAUUACCACCACCUACGCCCCUAAAUCCACCAGACGAGGAGUGAAUGCCACUGUCGUUCGCAGAAGUGUUGCAGGGACCUAUACGGUGUACGCCCAUGUACUAAUCAGAGCACAACGGGACCAGCGUUGAACUCGGACGCAAAUCUACGAGGGCACGUCCAAGGGAGGCGCGGAGGGAUAUCACCCUGCUCGCAGGGCACCUUGCGUGGUUCGAAAGAGUAC
Molecule: messenger RNA, 1059 nt
Organism: Schizophyllum commune H4-8
Lineage: Eukaryota; Fungi; Basidiomycota; Agaricomycetes; Agaricales; Schizophyllaceae
Exons: 3
Coding region: 108-881 (257 amino acids)
Molecular function (GO): riboflavin reductase (NADPH) activity; FMN binding
Source: RefSeq, a predicted model, not a curated record